Messenger RNA from Xylona heveae TC161, 2700 nucleotides. RefSeq lists its product as hypothetical. Bases 1 to 2700 code for a protein of 899 amino acids. The transcript is spliced from 2 exons. The record is from RefSeq and is a predicted model, not a curated record. NCBI's taxonomy places the organism in Eukaryota, Fungi, Ascomycota, Xylonomycetes, Xylonales, Xylonaceae.
AUGGCGGCUUCUUCAGCAUCAUCGUCGAUCCCCCAGGCUACUGGAAUGGGUUCGCUAGCAGCACAACGGAAAGAUUCCAUAGCGCGAAGUAUGUCGCGAUACCGACGGAGGGGCGCGAGGCCUGCUUCAGGCGGCUUUUCGACAAGGACUGGGGGGCAGCAGUCCGAGGCGGUGCCGCUAGUUGGGCCGUCAAUGGCGACGGUGCCAUCCCCGGAAACCCCACGCUCCUUUGUGCCGAACGAGGAAGAAGCACGGGCGGUCUACGCAGAGGCAGGAGGUGGAGGAGGUGCGUCCCAUCGGCUUCAAGAAGCCACAGCACAUGGAAGACAGGCUGUAGCAGUACGCGAUGCAGGGCCAAUUCAAAAUCACUCUAAUCAACACCAGAAUGGGGUGAUGCAUUCUCGUGGGCAACCGAAGGAGCAUAUAUCAAGGUCGACUUCGACAAGGUCGAGGAGGAGUUCAGACAGCAGGCAACGGCCUUCUUUUACUGCAGAGGAUACCCGUCGAGACUUAUCUGCCUCUCAAGCCGACGAUAUGCUUACGAGUUGCUUCCCUACCAAGCGUGACAAAGACGUGACUGAAAAGCCUAGCCAAGCGCCUGCGGAUCCCAGUACCGCUGCAAUGGGACCAGGAAUAGAUGCACCAGUGUCGGCGGUCAAUGCUGGCGAAAGGACCGUUCUCGUCAGAUUUGGUCCAGCAGAGACCAUGAUCUCCGUGACACCUUCAACAACGGCUGUAGAUGUCAUCUACUCAGCCGCGUUCAGCUUCUCGCAAAAGGUUCAUCCUCAGAAUGCUCUCAUGAAAGAAUGCUUUGAGCCCUUGGGGCUAGAGAGACCUAUUCGAAACUAUGAGCGUAUCCGCGACAUAUUGAAUUCUUGGGACACCGACUCCUUGAACAGCCUUGUGCUCGUUCCGGCUGGUGUCGACGAGGACAGUGAUGAUCUUCAAGUGCGAGCAGCUCCCCGCACACGACCUGCGGAGAUGACUGUUCAUAUAUAUCAUUCUCAAAAGCCCGGAAAAUGGGACAAACGAUUCAUCACAAUUCGGUCAGAUGGCCAAGUGAUUGCAGCCAAAAAGGAAGGAUCCAAAGACGCUGUCAACAUCUGCCAUCUUUCUGAUUUUGACAUUUACCAACCAACGGCUCGACAACUUUCAAAGCGGCUCAAACCUCCCAAAAAGUAUUGCUACGCCAUCAAGAGCCAGCAGAAGUCAAGCAUGUUUUUGAGCAAAGAAAAUUUUAUUCACUUUCUCUGCACAAACGACAAGAGGCUCGCGGUGGCUUUUUACAAAGGGGUACAGCAAUGGAGAAGCUGGUACUUAGUCAACGUCAUGGGGGAGGGGAGAACAAGUCCCAAGUCUUCCGAAAAGAUUGCCGGUAUUGCGCUUGUGAACGGGCGGUCCAAUUCUCUACGCGAGCAUCAACGUCCUCAGUCAGCAGGUUCAGCAGGUUCAGACGGCGUUGCUCGACCGUUACUAGAUUUACGAGACGCACAUAUUGUCGAGGCACGAAGCCGAUCGACGCUUGCGCAAUUGAAAGAGAUGAGCGUUCCUCAGGCCCCCAUGAGUACAAAAGCGAUGCAUGAUCGCGCCAUGUCGCUCCGUCAGCAUGGUCCGCCUCCGGUCUCGUUUCCCAGCCGAUUCGUAGAACGCACCAAUUCUCUGACCAGCCGCCCACGAGGCUCCUCGCUUGCGAGUCCGCUGAACUCUGAAAGCGAAGAAGACUCUGCAUUUGCACCCAAUGGUUUGCUCGGUCGAACCUAUAGUCAGCGGCAGAAAGCUAUGCAAGACCGCGAAGCCGGCACAAUAGGUGCAGUGAAGCGACGAAGCCAAGAUCUCACCGACGGUCGAGAGCAUUCCACGACUGCGACAAAGGCGGGAGGAGCAGCUGCCGCCGCCGCCGCUCAAAAUGGCCACGCGACGACGACAGCGGCGACGACAGUGGGAGCUAGUUCAAACGCAGACGGUGUCGGAACCUCUGGCUUGGGUCGAUCACUCUCGACCCGGUCUCGCGCUGAUUCCGUAAAUGGAUCUGGCUUGAAGCGUGGCCCGUCUGUCCGACAGCAAAAACAGAUGCCGAAGCCUCUCGUUGACCUCAGCCCUGCUUACCGAGAGCCGCCCCAGCAUGCUCGCAAAGGGCGCGGCGUUGUCAUCGACCACGUGCCGGCCGGAGGUCUUGUCGAGAUUGCGAAUAAUCCGGCUGAGGUUGCGAUUCAAGUGCCGGCUGCAACGACAUGGCGCCGUCCGAGGACCGCCGACGACUCCGUCCAGCGUCGCGCGACGGUGUCGCGAAGAGAUAGAGCUGGAUCUCAGCCUAACGGCACUGGCCAUCAUCACGAAAUUCAACAAUCGCAAAACCACCGCUCAGCCCCGCAUCACAACAAUCAUCAUCCUCAUCACCAUUCUAGGCAGUCAGACCCCACACAACCACAGUUGGAUUCUGGUGACGACUCCAGGGACCCGUUCACUGGUGGUGGCUUGUUAGCGCAAACGCCGCUCUCGCGUGGCGGCUCCCGCCACGGGCGCGGCGUCAUGGACGGUUCCCAUGCAAACGGUCCCAUGCUGGACCUUCGCGAACGAAGCCAAUUUUCUCCGGGAAGUUUGCUGGCCAAGGUUGAGAAAGAUCGACCAGCUCCCGGGCCGACCAUUGCUCGGGAGAAGGCGAGGGAAAUAGUUGUCGGGGUUGGUGAGGCGGUGAAUUAG